Budorcas taxicolor (takin) is the source of this 4299-nucleotide messenger RNA. RefSeq names its product FYVE, RhoGEF and PH domain containing 6 (gene FGD6). Gene Ontology annotation, biological process: regulation of GTPase activity. Gene Ontology annotation, cellular component: cytoplasm. The coding region runs from base 1 to 4299 and encodes 1432 amino acids. NCBI's taxonomy places the organism in Eukaryota, Metazoa, Chordata, Mammalia, Artiodactyla, Bovidae. The transcript is spliced from 21 exons. The record is from RefSeq and is a predicted model, not a curated record. Gene Ontology annotation, molecular function: metal ion binding; guanyl-nucleotide exchange factor activity.
AUGACUUCUGCUGCCGAGAUUAAGAAGCCACCAGUGGCCCCCAAACCAAAGUUUGUUCUGUCAACUAAUAAGCCAGCUCCACCUCCUGUCGCACCCAAACCCGAGAUCUUGGUUUCUAGUGUUCCACAGUCAACAAAGAAAACCAAACCAUCCAUAGCUCCAAAACCAAAAGUUCUGAAGGCCUCACCUGUCCAGGACAUCACACAGUCAACAUCAAGGAAAAUCAUCGUGAACCUGGAAGAGCAUACACAGGAAUUCCCUGAAAGUACUGACAACUCGAACUGCAAAAACAAAGGGCAUCCGAGCAGUGAUUAUAUUUUACCAGUGUGUUCCUGCCAUCCUGGAUGUGACCAUAAGCUUGAGAACAGAGGGAAUUUGUGUGUCAAGCAGCUUGUCUUAGGACCCCUGGAAAUGCAUGAGAAUUUAGAAAAUAACAAAAUUGGUGAGUCCCCUUCAGCUGUAAAAAAUCAGCAUAAAUGCGAUUCUGUUGGUGAAAGGGUCAAGAGCCAGGGUAAAGUAGUUUUAAAGGCAAGCAUCCUCGAAGAGAAGCUCAAAGAUGUUUUAACACAACGAACAUCACCCUUUCUUUUGCCCCGGAAGCACAGAUCCACAGACAGUCCAGAAAUGAGUGAUGGCUGUAAUUCCCACAGACAGUUCAGCAUUGAAUUUGCAGACUUGUCACCGUCCCUGUCCAGCUUGGAAAACGUUUCUAAUCAUCACCCUUGCCACCUACAACUUCCUAGCACUGAAUUUCAAAAUUUUGAAACUAAUCAGAAUGACAGUGAAAAAAGCAACACUUGCUCUCAUUCAUCUGAACAAGAAGCUCUAGAAAAUGGGAAAAGGAGUCCUUUCUUGUCUUCAGAUGGAGAUAGUAAGAAAUCAGAAGCCAAAGACCUUGGUCCCUUGGAAAUCCACUUAGUGCCGUGUACUCCCAAGUUUCCAACUCCCAAGCCCAGAAAAACACGUGUUGCACGCCUCUUACGCCAGAGACAUAUAGAUACUCCGGGUGAAAGUACUGAAGAACCAGAGAAUGUAGACAGCUUGCCUCAUCUUUUCGAAGAUAGUUUGAAAAACAAUAAAAUCAGUGUCUUUCAUCAGACUGCUUUGUGUAACCAGGAACAGGUGGACAAAGUGAAGCCAGAAAAUAAAGGUGAAUUGAAUGUGGACCUCACCGGUGACAGACAAAACUCGGUCUAUUCACAGAAAGCCAUGUGUCCUGAAACAUUUUCCUCUGAAAAAAUGUCACCUCCUUUAGAAACAGACUCUAACUUGAGUUCUGACAACAAGUCAGGAGAUAGUUCUGGUAUGUCACUUGCCGAGGACAAAGGAACCAAUUUUAUAAGAUGCAAUACUCUAUCUAUGAGCCUGCCCAAGCAGCUCAAAUUAACCUGCAGCGAACAUUUGCCUACUGCGUCUAAUCCGGGAGUGUCUGCCCCUCAAAUGCAAAAGGAAUCUGUGAUAAAAGGUGAAAGUUCCUCAAAGGUUGUCCCCAAGAAACCUCAAAGACACAGUUUGCCUGCUGCCGGAGUGCUUAAAAAGGCUGCCUCUGAGGAGCUUGUGGAGAAAAGUUCUUACCCCUCAAAUGAAGAAAAAGAUUCAGAGAAGGGUCUAGAAAGAGAUCACGUGCAGCAUUUAUGUGCCCCAAACAAUGGUAUGUCAUCCUCCUUUGAUAUGCCUAAACGGGCUUCAGAGAAGCCAGUGUGGAAAUUACCUCAUCCCAUUAUCCCCUUCUCUGGGACCCCAGAAUCCUUAAAGUCCGUCACCAUAUCCUCAAACAGUGAGACUUCCAGUGCCCUGACCAAGCCUAGAGCAAAAUCAUUAUCUGCUAUGGAUGUGGAAAGGUGCACUAAGCCUUGCAAAGACUCUCACAAGAAGAGCUCUUUAAAGAAGUUGCUCAAUAUGAAGCUGUCCAUCUGUUUCAUGAAGAGUGACUUCCAGAAAUUUUGGUCCAAGAACAGCCAGCUUGGAGACACAACCUCAGGCAGCCUGGCAGGUGGGGAGCAAAAAGGGAGUGAGAGUGAUUGGCAUGGUUUGUUGGUAGAGAAGAGAAGUAAACCCAUCAAGGCAUAUUCGGCAGAUAACUAUAGUCUGGAGUCCCAGAAGAAGAGGAAGAAGUUGCGGGGCCAUACCAGUGCAGCUAAUGGACCAAGAGCCGAGUCUCUGGAUGACCAAAUGCUCUCCCGGGAGUCGUCCUUGCAGGCACUUUGCAAAUCUAUUACCAGCGACUGUGCACCGGAGUAUGAAAAUAUACGCCAUUAUGAGGAAAUACCAGAGUAUGAGAACUUGCCAUUUGUUAUGGCUAUGGGGAAAACUCCCGAGUUGGAACAGCAGAAUUCCAGCAGUGUGGAGGACACUGAUGCAAGUGUGUAUGAGGUAGAGGAGCCGUAUGAAGCUCCAGAUGGCCAGCUCCAACUUGGACCCAGACACCAGCAUUCCAGCAGUUCUGGAGCAUCCCAGGAGGGACACAGUGAUCUGGACCUUGGUCUUGGUGACCUUCCUUCAGAUGAAGAGGAAGUCAGCAACAGUUCAGAUGAAGAUGAUGUCAGCUCUGCUUCUAGUAAAGGGGAGCCUGAUCUGCUGGACGAUAAACAGGGUGAAGAUACUGGAAUGAAACGUAAAGUCCAUCAUAUUGCCAAAGAGAUCAUGAGCUCAGAAAAAGUGUUUGUGGAUGUGUUAAAACUUUUGCAUAUUGAUUUCCGGGGUGCAGUAGCCCAUGCUUCCAGGCAACUUGGGAAACCAGUGAUUGAGGACCGGAUCCUAAAUCAGAUCCUGUACUACUUGCCUCAGCUGUAUGAGCUCAAUCGGGAUCUCCUGAAGGAGCUGGAGGAAAGAAUGUCAAACUGGACGGAACAACAAAGAAUUGCUGAUAUCUUUGUAAAGAAGGGACCAUAUCUAAAAAUGUAUUCCACAUACAUCAAAGAAUUUGAUAAGAAUAUAGCUUUGUUGGAUGAGCAGUGCAAGAAAAACCCAGGUUUUGCUGCUGUUGUUAGAGAAUUUGAGGUGAGCCCACGCUGUGCUAAUCUGGCCCUCAAGCACUACCUGCUCAAGCCGGUUCAGAGGAUUCCCCAGUACAGGCUGCUGCUAACAGAUUAUUUGAAAAAUCUCUUAGAAGACUCUGGAGAUUACAGAGACACUCAAGAUGCCCUUGCUGUUGUUAUAGAGGUAGCCAACCACGCCAAUGACACCAUGAAGCAAGGAGACAACUUCCAGAAACUUAUGCAAAUUCAGUACAGCUUAAAUGGACACCAUGAAAUAGUUCAGCCUGGACGGGUUUUUCUCAAAGAAGGAAUUCUGAUGAAGCUGUCUCGGAAGGUCAUGCAGCCCCGAAUGUUUUUCCUGUUUAAUGAUGCCCUGUUGUAUACAACACCAGUGCAGUCUGGGAUGUACAAACUGAACAACAUGCUAUCAUUGGCUGGAAUGAAGGUCAGAAAACCCACCCAAGAAGCAUAUCAGAAUGAACUUAAGAUCGAAAGUGUAGAACGUUCCUUCAUCCUCUCAGCCAGUUCUGCCCCAGAAAGGGAUGAAUGGCUCGAAGCCAUUUCCAGGUCAAUAGAAGAGUAUGCCAAGAAAAGAAUCACAUUCUGUCCUAGUCGGAGUCUUGAUGAGGCUGACUCAGAAAAUAAAGACGAGGUUAGUCCUCUUGGAUCUAAGGCUCCCAUCUGGAUUCCUGAUACCAGGGCCACCAUGUGUAUGAUCUGCACCAGUGAAUUUACUCUCACCUGGAGACGACAUCACUGCCGGGCCUGCGGAAAGAUUGUAUGCCAAGCUUGUUCAUCAAACAAGUAUGGCUUAGAUUACCUGAAAAAUCAGCCAGCAAGAGUAUGUGAACACUGUUUCCAAGAACUGCAGAAAUUAGAUCACCAGCACUCUCCUAAGUUUGGAUCCCCUGGAAAUCACAAAUCUCCUUCCAGCGCCUUAUCAUCAGUCUUACAUAGUAUUCCAUCAGGGAGGAAACAGAAAAAAAUCCCAGCUGCUCUUAAAGAAGUAUCAGCAAACACAGAAGAUUCCUCUAUGAGUGGCUACUUGUACAGAUCAAAGGGCAAUAAAAAACCUUGGAAACACUUGUGGUUUGUCAUAAAAAAUAAAGUACUAUAUACAUAUGCUGCAAGUGAGGAUGUGGCAGCUUUGGAGAGUCAACCUUUACUAGGCUUCACAGUCACUCAAGUCAAAGAUGAGAAUUCAGAGUCUAGAGUGUUUCAGUUACUGCACAAAAACAUGCUAUUUUAUGUAUUCAAAGCAGAUGAUGCUCACUCAGCUCAGAAGUGGAUAGAAGCAUUUCAAGAAGGCACAAUAUUGUAG